Metarhizium acridum CQMa 102 is the source of this 2397-nucleotide messenger RNA. RefSeq lists its product as uncharacterized. The record is from RefSeq and is a predicted model, not a curated record. NCBI's taxonomy places the organism in Eukaryota, Fungi, Ascomycota, Sordariomycetes, Hypocreales, Clavicipitaceae. Gene Ontology annotation, biological process: spliceosomal complex disassembly. Gene Ontology annotation, cellular component: U2-type post-mRNA release spliceosomal complex. Gene Ontology annotation, molecular function: nucleic acid binding.
AUGUCAGGAAAUGGGACUUACUCGUUCGACCCUUCACGGCUCACAAAAGCUGCCGCUGCAGAGUUCUCGUCGUCUGCCUCUGAAGAAGAGGAUGACUACCGCAUACCAGGCUUGACGGCUGAUGACGACGAUUUCGGCGAUUUUAACCCGAGAAAGAAGCGACGACUUGGGAAGAACAACAAGGAGAAGGCGGCGCUCGGCAUCUUUGGUUCUGAUAGCGAGGAAGAUGGCCCAGGGUCGAGAUGGAAACGAAAGUCUCUGCGGAAUAAAGGCAUGACAUUUGUUUCCACGGCCUCGAAAGAAAAUAAGUCGGAUGAUGAAAUGGAAUCCGAGGAACACAGGCCCGUGUUGGGUCACCUGAAGAACAAUGGCCAAGGUACCGACGGCGAAGGCCAGAGUGAGCACGAUGAAGAGGAAGAAGACGACGAAGACGAUAAUGAUCGUGACGAUAGUACAAGGGCUGGUAUUGGCUUGGGAUUUGGUGAAGGACUAGACUCUACAUUUCAACGAGCCGCACAGAGUCAAGUCCAAAGCGCUGACAAAUCUCGCAUUCCAAAAGUGAAGUCCAAGUUUAAAGGUGGCAGCGUACUUGGAAUGGGGUUCGUACCAUCGUCCACGAACGAGCCAGUGCUGAAGGAGACAGCUGUGGCUCAAGAACCACCCCAAAAUAAACCACAACACAGCGCCUUCACGAGUAAAGGCAAGAUCAAUGCCAAGGGCUUCGGAGCGCGGAUGAUGGCUAAAAUGGGUUAUGUUGAGGGUAAAGGUCUUGGUAAAGAAGGACAAGGACGAAACAUUAUCAUUGAGGCGAAUCUGCGGCCACAGGGCAUCGGUUUGGGAGCCGUCAAAGAAAAGUCUGAACACGAACGUCGGGAAGAAAAGCGGCAAGCAGAACUACGGGGCGAAACUGUGAUUGACUCAGAUGAAGAGGAAAAGAAGCGCAAGAAGGCGAAAAAGAAGGCUCUCGGUGGCCUAGGUGGCAGCGGCGCUAGUACUCCACGACGGCAGAAGACGAAAUAUUUGACAGCUGAGGAAUUGAAGGCUUCAGCGCCGGGUUUACAAAUUCCUGAUGCAUUCACGCCGAUUUUGGAUAUGACUGGACCUGGGAACAAGAUAAUCACAUCGACAAACGGCAUCAUGACACCGAAUUCUGGAGUGUCUGAGUCAACCGAGCUGAUAGAAGCAAGGAAAUUGGUCAAACGAGCACAAGCGGACCUUCAGGCAUUCUCUGAAGAGUGGAGAAAUCUUGAAGAACGAAAGGCCUGGGUCAAUGUCGAGUUGAAUGAGAGAGAGCAAGAAAUGGAAGAUCUACGGUCCGACUUUGAGAAGCUUCAAACUUUCUCAAACAUGGUUGCUGAGCAGCUCACCACGGAUUCGAAUUGGGACCAAGUCAUCAGCUGUUUGCAGAAAGCAGCCGAAAUUGGUGCCGUCAACGCUGACGCAGCAGAUAUUGCCGUAGCUGCUAUUUAUCCCUUUUUCAGAGAUGCUGAAUGGGAUCCUCUUGUCGACCCAUCCAAAUUUACAGCUGAUCUCAAGGGACUGUCGGCUUUGCUCAUAAAACCAGAAAACGAGGGACAAUCUGUUGAUAAAUGGCACUUGAACCGUAUGCAACAGGAAGGGAUCUAUCGAAGACACCAGAAAGCCACAACGCCAUAUGAAAGCAUGAUGUACAAGAACUGGCUUCCGCGGGUUGUCGCCGCGGUACGCGAAUGGGACCCGUUGACCCCGAGCCCCAUGCUUGACGUGGUUGAGACCUGGAAUGACCUACUGCCCCCUUUUGUACGAGCUCAGGUCAUGGAUCACGUAGCACGGAAGCUGGAAACAGCAGUCUCGGACUGGAACCCCAAGAAGAAGCGUCAAAGUCAUCAUCUUCCGCAUACUUGGCUGUUCCCAUGGCUACAGCAUCUUCCCCCCUACCACCUGGAUCCCAAGGGCACUGGCCUCGUGGCAGACGUCAAGAGGAAGUUCCGGCAACUCAUUGAUGUAUGGGAGUUUGAGCGCGGAACAGUGCCCGGCUUGAAGCAAUGGGAAGAUGUUUUAGGCAGUCAGUGGCGACCGCUCAUCAUGUCCCAUGUGCUACCAUCGAUGGGCCGAUACCUGCGGACCAAUUUUCGUGUGGACCCUGCGGACCAAGAGCUCUAUCUGCCUAUCCUCACGGGCGUGAUGCGAUGGAACCGCAUGCUUGGUGACGCCAUCAUUGCCGAGGUGCUUGUACAAGACGUCUUACCUAUGUGGUACGACAAAUUGCAGGAGUGGUUGGCUCUUGGCGAGGCAGACCUUCAAGAAGUAGCCGAAUGGUAUAGUUGGUGGCGUGGUGUGUUGCUGAAGGACAUGGUCAAUGUUAAGACGGUCAGGGCUGAAUUGGAUAAAGGGAUGCAAAUCAUGAAUAUCGUGUAA